Tilletiopsis washingtonensis is the source of this 3040-nucleotide messenger RNA. RefSeq names its product family A G protein-coupled receptor-like protein. Gene Ontology annotation, cellular component: plasma membrane. Bases 390 to 2711 code for a protein of 773 amino acids. Gene Ontology annotation, molecular function: G protein-coupled receptor activity. Gene Ontology annotation, biological process: adenylate cyclase-activating G protein-coupled receptor signaling pathway. The record is from RefSeq and is a predicted model, not a curated record. The transcript is spliced from 4 exons. NCBI's taxonomy places the organism in Eukaryota, Fungi, Basidiomycota, Exobasidiomycetes, Entylomatales.
CCCCAUCCUCGCCCCCAGCCUCCCGUCCUCACCCUUCCCGCUGGCCGUCGCUGGCGCAGCUCCUCUUGCACCUUACCUCGCGCUGCCGCUGCGUCUGCGCGUCUCUCGUCGUCGACGCCUCUGCUGCACCACUCUGCACCGGCUCCCACUCUCUCUCGUACGCCUCUCUGGCGGCCCACGCGCGUCACCGCCCACGCGUGCCUGCGUGCUGCCGAGCGCCACGCGCCAUCCUACCACCCUCACCGUGCGCUGCGGCUCGCUCCGAGCACAGCCGAGCUCGCGGCGGGCGGCGCUCCGCACCUCGCGCGUCUCUGCGACGCUAGGCCCGACCGUCCAGCCGUACUGCGUCCGGCUGCGGUGCGAGGCCUGGCGUGCGCGUCUCUCUCGCCAUGAUCGUGCCUCCGCGCGACCUGGGCGCCGGUGCGGCGGCGCUGUGGCGCUAUGCGGCGGCGCCCAUCGGCGACUCGCUCGAGCACCGCUCGCUCGCUGCGCGCGCCACGACCGACGAGCGCGGGCCGCAGCUGGCGACGCCGGCGAACAUCGUCGAUCUCGUCAUCUGCAUCCUGUCCUUCCUGGGCGCACUGGCCAUCAUCCUGCCCUACCUGCUGAACAAGAGGGCACGCAAGCUGCGGCACUCGCUUAUCCUUGGUCUGGCGACCAGUGACCUCGUGACGAGCCUCAUCAUCAUCGCCUCGACGUCCUUCCUUCUCGCAGGCGGCGACCUGGCCAACUCGAAGCGCUUCUGCGACUUCGUCGGCUACUCGCUCGCCUCGUCCAUCUUCUCGCAGCACCUGUGGAACAUGGGCAUCGCGAUCGUCACGUACAUGAUCCUUGUGCAUCCGUUGAACAACGUCACGGCGCUCAUGGAGCGGCACCUUAUCUGGCUGUGGCCGAUCAUCUGGGGCAUCUCGCUGAUCGUCAACGGCAUCUCGUGGCGCAUCGCCGGAUGGUCCAACGCCGGCGGCUUCUGCGCCUUUGGCAACCAAGGCGGACGGUACUACGGCGCGAUCAUCAGCUUCGUGCCUCGUGGCCUCGUCGUCGUGAUCAUCAUCGUCCUCUACACACAUCUCUUCUUCUUCCUGCGGCGGACGAACCUCUUCUCGGCCGUCUCGCACCGCUCUGCGUCGCAGGAGGCCGGCAACGGCACCCGGGGCAGGAUCGUUGGUCGCACCAGUCUGCGGGCCGACAGCGACGAGUCGAGCCGUGCGCCCGUCUCACGCUCACGACGGCCCAGCAACGACCCUUCGCUGCACCAUCUGCACCAGAUGGACGGCGAGCGGAGCAACGCCGGCACCAUGUCGCGCCGCACCAGCUUUCCGACUGGCCUGCUGCGCUACAUUCCGACGUUCAACUCGUCCCGCAGAGGCAGCGCGGCGAGCUCGUCGUCGAAGCGCGCCGACAGCGCCUCGACGCAGACGCCCAAGGACGUCUUCCUCUCCGGCGCCGAGGACGAGGGCAUGGAGAUGGGCGAGUGCAACCGGCAGCGCAUACUCUCCUUUGCCACGACGCCGUCCAGCCCACCACGGAGCAACGAGGGCGCAUCGUCGGACGGCCGGCAUCAGAGUGCCCGGCCAGAGAUCGGCAUCGUCGAGCCGGACGAGGGCCCGGUCAGCAUGCCCUCGAGCCCGCAGCAGCCGCGUGACGAGACGUUCUCUUCUACGGCGCAGCUGGUCGAGCCUCCUCGGCCAGGAAACGCACGGCGGCCGAGCACCGCGGACGAUGCUGGCGGCCGGCCGCGGCCAGCCAAGCUCAGCCUCGCGGCGCGCCAUGUCAGCGCCAGCAUCGAGCCAAGAGCCGACGCACACGACGAUGACACCGCGGCCGACGAUGAGUCGGACGACUUCUCGCUUGAUCCGUACAAGCCGCUGCAGCGCAUGAAGCCACGGCGAGACGUGCGCGACUUCCAGAUGAUCUCGUCUCCACGCGAGCACCUGAAGCACUACGCGCUCAGUCCUAUGCGGACGCAGGGCGUGCCGCGGCCGCCGGGCACCGACUCGGGAUCCAUGUCGCAUCCCGCCUCGCCGCGGACAGCCAAGGCUCCGCUGGAUCCGACGUCGGAAGACGUCUACGAGGGGCGUGAGAAGGGCGUGCAGCCAAGAUUUGACGACAUGCUUGGCGAGGACUGGACAUGGGGCAUGGAGGUGGGCGGUCAGGAUACCUCGGCAGCGCCCGCACCCGUGCCGGCUCCUCACGUCCGGCAUGCGGGCAGCCGCAAGGACCGCAAGCGCUCCAAGUGGUGGCGACACUCCUCGAGACACGCCGGCGGGCUCGGCGGCCACGACCGCACAGAUGCGAACGGUGUGGCAAGCACCGGCAGCACUGUGGACGAGCACGGCGUCGAGUCGCUCGGCAGCACGCUCAACCGCCAGGCGAGCGUGCUCAUGCUGCUCUACCCGCUGGCGUACUGCCUGCUCUUCUCCGUCUCGAUUGCGCGCAUCAUCACCGACUUUACGCGGCCCGCACCCGUGGGCCGUGUCAAGGACCCCAACGAGCCGCUGCGUGCCGUCUCGCGCUGGUUCAUCUUCGCGCAGGGUGCCUUCGACGCCAUCAUCUUCCAGAUUGUCGAGCGCCACUUCCGCAAGCGCAUGAAGCGCAAGCGCCAGAUCGCCGCCGGCGAGGCCGUGCCGCAGACGUGGUGGGAGCGCCUGCGCGACUACCUCAUGCUGCGCCAGCCGCCGCCGCGCGCGUCCGCCACGGCGCCGUCGCAGUGAUCGCUCGACCCAUCGCCUCGCCCGUCUGCUGCAGCUCUCUCUGUUCGCCGCCCCAUUGCCCCUCCGGGCGCCUCACUCAUCAGCAACGUCCUCCAUCCCGUCACGAACUCGUCACGCAUACCACGCCUGCACCGCAUGACCGACGGAAGCGCACUCCACACCACUGCCCUCUCUGCCCUGCCUGCGACCCGCCUUACUUCUCACCUGUACUCUGCCACACCUCGUCUCGCUAUUUCUCAUAAUACAGUCGGACUACUUGUUACUACUUCAGGCGUUCGUCAUCAGCCCUCUGCGGCCCUUCGUCGCGCUCGCGGCGACCAGGUGGACGC